Chinchilla lanigera (long-tailed chinchilla) is the source of this 4491-nucleotide messenger RNA. It is a transcript of the gene Bmf, whose product is annotated as Bcl2 modifying factor. Gene Ontology annotation, biological process: positive regulation of apoptotic process; negative regulation of autophagy; apoptotic process. NCBI's taxonomy places the organism in Eukaryota, Metazoa, Chordata, Mammalia, Rodentia, Chinchillidae. The record is from RefSeq and is a predicted model, not a curated record. The transcript is spliced from 5 exons. Gene Ontology annotation, cellular component: myosin complex. The coding region runs from base 301 to 855 and encodes 184 amino acids.
AGGGUUUGGGGCGCUAGGCUGUGAGGACGGGAUGCAGAACCCUUAUCUGGGCGCGCUAUUCCAGGAGUGGGUAGCGUUUGGAGCCCGAAGGAAUGGUGUCCCUGUGGGCAGGGAUCCUGGGGCGCACUGCCGGACAGACCUGGGCGUCUGAGAUGGCCUGGCCUCUAGCUGGGCUUUCCCCUCCUUCCCCACCGAGUCUGGGCGCCCAGCCCCCGAGUGCUCGUCACGCUGGACCCUGGCGCAGAGCCCUGGCACCACGACUCGGAGGCCGAUUCUCUCUCCUGGAGUCACCCAGGGGAGAUGGAGCCACCUCAGUGUGUGGAGGAGCUGGAAGAUGAUGUAUUCCAACCUGAGGAUGGGGAGCCGGGGACCCAGCCCGGGAGCCUGCUCUCUGCUGAUCUGUUUGCCCAGAGCCAGCUGGAUUGUCCCCUUGGUCGGCUGCACCUCUUCCCUCUCACCCACUGCUGUGGCCCUGGGCUUCGCCCCACCAGCCAGGAAGACAAGGCCACUCAGACCCUCAGCCCAUCCUCUCCAAGCCAGGGUGUCAUGCUGCCUUGUGGGGUGACUGAGGAACCCCAGCGACUCUUUUAUGGCAAUGCUGGCUAUCGGCUUCCUCUCCCUGCCAGUUUCCCUGCAGGCUUGCCCCUUGAGGAGCAGCCCCCGGAAGGUCAGUGGCAACAUCGCGCAGAGGUACAGAUCGCCCGGAAGCUUCGGUGCAUUGCAGACCAGUUCCACCGGCUUCACAUGCAACAACGCCAACAGAACCAGAAUCGCGUGUGGUGGCAGGUCCUACUCUUCCUGCACAACCUGGGUCUGAAUGGAGAAGAGAACAGAGAAGGGGUGGGUCCCAGGUGAGGCUGGGCUGCCCUCUUUGCACGGGCCAUCAGGAACGCAUGCGAUCUGGACCAGAAGGACUUCGGGGAGGACUGACAUUGUCUUGUGAAGUUGUUUUUGUUAUUAUUUGUAACAGUUUUCUCUGUGUGUACAUACAACGUACCUUGGUGGGGGCCUUCUUUCCACUGUUCAGUGCCUCAGCCAGAGAUGGGGGCCUUUGUCAAACACUGUUGAAAGAGAGGCUGAUGCCAAUCUUCAAUGCAGGAACUCCCCAGGGCCCUGGCAAGUGGGUUCUUCAGCCAGCUGGUCCAGGAAGUGGACUGAAGUUUUUCUACAGGAACUUUGUUAAGAAAUAGGAGACUGGAUUAGCACCUCCCCCUCCCCCGUUCCACCAGACCUAUCAGUCUUCCCUAUGCACUGGGGCCAUGUCCCCUAAGAUCACCUGUUUUAAUCUGCCAGGAUCUCGGCCAAGGGCUUCCCGACUAAGGUUGGCAGUGUUGGCAGGCUAGCCAGCCAGUUCCACAGUGCCCGCCCCAAGGGCUCAGGGAUUCUUGCCCAGACCCUGUCUCCUCCAGCAGACCUCAGGGAGGGUUAGGUUUCUCCAGGGACCCCUCAAAGGUUCCGCUCAUGAACCAAGCUUCUGGAUAGGCCUUACAUCUGAUCUGUGCCCAUGUGGAGGCCCCAGGAUUGGUCCUUAGUUGCAGAACCAUUGCCACUUCUGCUGCCUGGCUGUCAGCCGCAGAUGAGCCAAAGCCAGUCACCAUACUGCACCCACCAGCUCGUGCCUUUGUCAGUUCUGUUUCCAAAAAUCUCAGCCACCUGGACUGCGUUCUUCGCCAGUAGCAUGCUGAAAGACAUAAAAAGACAGGCUCCAAGCAGGGCUGGGAAGAAAUGUGGUGGGCACCUCACUGAUGCAAGUCUGCCCCCCAGGACCCUGGACCCUGGUAUCCUUGGAAAAACAUACCUCCUCCCCCUGAACCCCAAUUCCUUUUUUCUCCCCUGCUGGGAUACAGGAAGAAGCCAGGACUGUGGCUUUGUCAGUGGAAAAGUGACUUCUAGAGUAAUAGACAGUGGUUAGAUUGUGGGACUGUCAAAGCUGGGUGCACAUUGCCCAUGUUCCUCCAGCUUCCAGCUAGGCGGGAGGGCACGCUCUGGAGCUCAGCAGGGUCCCAGCUGCCUCUGAACUUCACCCUUCUCUUUCUGCUGUGGCCCUAAUAGAGGGAAUCCCAAGCAGCUGAUCUGGCAGCUCUGAUAGCAGACCCAAGGAAUCUGUUAGCCAGACACCUAGAAGUUAAGUUACAAUUUUUGUAUAUGUAAGAAAAGACAACAUUGGUGCUAAAGUUGAAGCAAAGCCCAAAGAAAGGCAGAGAAGACCCUGGCUGUACUCAAGAAAAUCAAAGGAGAAGUGCCGAGUAAACUUUCAAAUCUGAACAAAUCUAAGCUCCUCCAGUUCUGCGGUCUUUAGUACUGUUGAAGGACAAUUGGUCUGGAUGUACAGUUGGGAAGGUUGUUCACUGCACAGGGGGACCUGCAGAGGGAGCUAAAGGAGGCUGAAAUCCAGCCUGCUUUCUGCUCUCUAAUCUGUGUGCACUGAAGUGAGGCUGCAUUGCUCAGUUGGGGUGUCUUUCCUUAUUUGUAUGGGGUACCACAUGUGCUCACAGGGUGGUUCUGAGAAGGACCUCCCAUUGUACAGAAGCCUUUGUUUCCUUCUGCUCAGAUGAUUGGAGAUAUUACCUCUUCUCAGCCAGAAUCAUUUUCUCAGGGUGUGUAAUGUGGUUUGCCUGCUAAGAAGGGUUCCUGCUUACAAGGAGAAGGAGCCCAGAGAAUGGAUAUGAAGAGUGGCUCUGCCACACACUGGCCCUUGUGAAACCCAGCCUUCCUACCUGUCCCAUACUGUGCGGUGACUGAGAGGACGCAGGGUUCUUUCCCUCCCUUGGACCCAGGCUGUGAUAGGCAGGCUGCUGGUGGAUGCCGGAGAGGUGUCCCCAAAACACAGGUACAUAAUUGUUUACACCAGCCACGUUUAGCUCCUCUCUGCAGACUCCCCACCAGAGCUGAGGGAGAAGAUGGUUCAGACCUCGGUUCGGAGGCAAAGUCGUCAGCUUCAGAGCCCCUGGCAGCCCAGGCUGGAUGUCCAGUAUCCUGUUGUGAGAACUGAGCCCAGCAGAAUGUCCAGCCUGCGGCCUGGUAGAAGUCAGUCUCACGGCACUGUCUCCACACAGUGCCAAGCCAGGAUUAAUUCACUGUCUUAGGCGGGCCAGGGCAAAAUUUAAGCACCCUCCUAUUCCUCCCUCCUGAAAAAUGCAGUCCCCAAAAUAGGACAGGGAUAGUGGAAAAUCGCUGGCCUAGCAUGUGAAGCAGGAGGUAACCGGCAGCAGAGCCCCAAGAGAGCACGUUCCCCCUGGCUGGCUGUUUUAAUUGGCCCAGUGAUCCGGACUGGCCCCUUCCCCUCCGCCUGGUGAAUUGGCCUUCCAUUCCUCAAGUCCAGCCUCAGGAGGUGCCCCUCCCCCUGCUUUCAUCCCCGCCCCAGGAGCCCGGCUCUCUGGUCUGGAGGUGGAGACUUAGAUUGAGAGGGAAGGAGAGUCUGACCUGGGUCCUGACCUCUAACCGGCUGAGGCAAGUGGGGCUUUUGUAGAAUGCUAAGGGGUUUGGGAAGGAGAGAGCUGGCCUCAGUGGCGGGAUGCCCUGGAGGAUGAAGAGCCUGGUUUGCAGGGUCCAAACACCCCUUCUAAUUCAGAACCCCCAGGGCUUUCUAGGAGUGGCCGCCAUAACCGAUCAGGGACACCAGGCUGGAUGUUGGCUCCCGGUGGUGAGGCUGCAGCACGCGGCCAGGCCUCUGCCCCUGCCUUGCUUGGUUUGGAAUCUGGCUGCUGGACUCCUACCCCCGCUUCCCAGGAUCAGUCAGAAGUGCAAAAAGAUCUCCCAGGGAUGCAGCUCAGCCCCCAGGGAUAUGGGGCCGUAUCCAGGGCCUGGCUGAGUGUCUACUCUCCCUGGCCUGACCCUGGGUUUGGCAGGGAGGGGCUUGUGUGGGACGGUCCAGCCAGGGCUCCCAUCCUGCAGCUUUCCAGGAAGGCGGCUGUGAGGCCACUGUGACUGUCCAUCAGUAAGAAGCGUGCUAUCCCUAGAGGGCUUGUCUGUUCUAGGGACCUGAUGGGGAGGUGGAGGUCAGGAGAGCCCAAAGCAGCAGAAGGUUCCAGUCUCAGGGUCCUGCAGGAUCUCUGUGAUGGUGAGGUCCCCUACAGGCUAUCUUGGCUGACCUGGCAGGGAGGGGUUAACCUGUGAGCCUUUGAAGCUUCCAGGGGUUGCUGUGGGCUGCAGCCUUGAGGGACCAGCUUCUCUAGAUGCCCAGUCUUGACCUAGGUGCUUAAAACUUGCACGCCCCUCUGUGCAGGUGGCCAGUGCCUCCCUCUACUGCUCCCUGGGUCCUCGGGGGCUGCCAGGAGAGACCCAGUGACAUGUAGCGUUUCGUUUAUCCCCAGGUUGAUUGCCCUGGUGUCUGGGCACUCUGCCUCUGGGGCAGGGAGGGGAAUGGAGACCCAUUCCUUUGUACCCUGUGCAGAGUGUUUGGUUUUAUGUUCUUCACAUGCAUAUAUGUGUAUGUGUGUAUAUAUUUCCCCAUCAACUGGUACAAUUUUUAAUAAAACCUUUUAAAACAAA